AUGCCUUACGUUAUGGUCAUAUCGAUUUCAGCGAGUGAUUCUCGAUGCUACGGAGUCGACGUCGAGGAUUCAGCUCAAAUUUUCAUUCCGAUUCUGAAGAAACGAUUCCCAACACAAAAUCCCAAUCUUCCAGAGAGAUUUUUUCAUAUCGUAAACACAACUCCGACAGAGAUUCUGAACAUUGCCGAAAAAGGCGGUCUAAAGGUGAUCUCGUCGAGUGCGGCUACAAAUCAAGCAUCUGACCAAUGUUCUCCUAUUUUGGUCGGCUUCUCGCUACUGCUCGGCACUUUUUAUAUGCUUGGACCAGCAAUGUUCGCGACAUUUUUUAUCGAGCGAAUCGUUGCGAUGCUUAAAGUUGAUACCUACGAGCGGAUUCAUUAUCAGCCAUUCAUCCUCACAAUGGCCAUCGUUUCAACGGUUUUUGCCCUCACUGUUGCCUCUGUCUACACUUUUGGAUGGUACGAAAGGUUAGCUUUGGAUCUACUUGUCUUGAAAAAUGCGUUUAAGACAACUUUUUGCCCAACUGCUGCACUAGCUCUGUACAGUAAACUAGAAGGAAUUGUGAAAGAUGAAGUGAGGGAGUCC
This is a messenger RNA of Mesorhabditis belari, 585 nucleotides long. The record is from the annotation of a GenBank genome assembly. NCBI's taxonomy places the organism in Eukaryota, Metazoa, Nematoda, Chromadorea, Rhabditida, Rhabditidae.